This is a messenger RNA of Seriola aureovittata, 2479 nucleotides long. It is a transcript of the gene nle1, whose product is annotated as notchless homolog 1 (Drosophila). Gene Ontology annotation, cellular component: nucleolus. Gene Ontology annotation, molecular function: protein binding. The record is from RefSeq and is a predicted model, not a curated record. Gene Ontology annotation, biological process: ribosomal large subunit assembly; Notch signaling pathway. Bases 105 to 1541 code for a protein of 478 amino acids. Lineage: Eukaryota; Metazoa; Chordata; Actinopteri; Carangiformes; Carangidae. The transcript has 13 exons.
CUUCCUAGCUUAUCUUUCAUGUAAAGGCUCUUCGGUGCUACACACGUGGAGAAGUUUAACACAUCGCUACCUCGCUGAAGAUUUGGAUCCAAACCAAACAGAGGAUGACGAGUGAGGACGUGGAGCGGCUCCUGAUCCAGUUUCAGGAUGAGGAAGGGGAGGUUCUGGGUUCACCUUUUGAUGUGCCUCUAGACAUCACUCCUGACAAACUGCAGCUGGUCUGCAAUGCACUGCUGCAGAAGGAAGAGCCAGUACCACUGGCAUUUUUUGUGCGUGGAGAGGCUGAGGUGGUGUCCAGUCUGGGGUCGUGUGUGAAGGCUCUUGGGGUUGAGACAGAGCAGGUCCUGCCAGUUGUGUACCAGCCUCAGGCUGUGUUCAGAGUUCGAGCUGUGGCCCGCUGUACCAGCACACUACAGGGACACACAGAAGCUGUCAUCUCAACUGCUUUCAGCCCCACCGGCAAAUAUCUGGCCAGUGGUUCAGGUGAUACCACAGUGCGUUUUUGGGACUUGACAACUGAGACGCCCCACCACACUGCCAGAGGACACACACACUGGGUAUUGAGCAUCGCCUGGUCACCCGAUGGCAAGAAACUGGCUUCAGGGUGCAAGAACAGUCAGAUCUGUCUUUGGGAUCCAGUGACGGGUACACAGACGGGAAAGACUUUGACAGGACACACCAAAUGGAUCACUUGGCUCUGCUGGGAACCUCUACAUCUUAACCCAGAGUGUCGGUACUUAGCCAGUAGCUCUAAAGACGGGUCAGUACGUAUCUGGGACACAGUGUUGGGACGCUGUGAGAAGAUUCUGACUGGACACACUCAGUCAGUCACCUGUGUGAAGUGGGGAGGAGAUGGACUUCUAUACACUUCUUCUCAGGACAGAACAGUCAAAGUGUGGAGAGCCAAAGAUGGUGUCCAGUGCAGGACUCUGCAGGGACACGCCCACUGGGUGAACACCCUGGCUCUCAGCACAGACUACGUCCUGCGAACUGGCGCUUUUGAACCCGCAACUGCCACUGUCAACCUGCAGGACCUUACCGGAUCAUUGGAAGAGAUUAAAGAGAAAGCCUUGCAGAGAUAUAACAAAGUCAGGGGUUCAGCUCCAGAGCGCUUGGUGUCUGGCUCAGAUGAUUUCACCUUGUUCCUGUGGAACCCUGCAGAAGACAAGAAGCCUCUGGCCAGGAUGACCGGCCACAGCGCCCUAGUCAACGAAGUGCUAUUCUCCCCAGACACCAGGCUCCUCGCCUCAGCCUCGUUUGACAAAUCCAUCAAAAUCUGGGACGGACGCACUGGAAAGUACUUAAUGUCCCUGCGUGGCCAUGUGGCAUCUGUGUAUCAAGUGGCGUGGUCAGCAGACAGCAGGCUGCUGGUCAGCGGCAGCAGCGACAGCACACUGAAAGUUUGGGACAUCAAGACAGGAAAGCUCAACAUGGACCUACCUGGUCACGCAGAUGAGGUUUAUGCAGUGGACUGGAGUCCUGAUGGACAAAGAGUGGCCAGCGGCGGGAAAGACAAAUGUCUCAGAAUAUGGAGGAGAUAGCCUCACCUCUGUCCUCCUUCCUAACGUUGGCAGAGGAUUCACAUCUUCUCCUGUCAAGAACCGUGACAGCUGGAACAAGGGUGGCUAGAUUGUUCCCAAUCCCCCAUUUUGGCUUUAUUACACUCUCUGGCAAAAGUGGCAUUGUGUCAAGGAGCUCUAGUCUGGUCAUGAUGGAAAAGCCCUGGUUAACAUUAAUGACUGUAAAGGUGUCAAGCUCAAUGGAAAUGUAACAUAGGAGACUUUAUAUUCAUGGCAAGCUCCAUCCAUUGAGAUGACUGCGACUAGAGGUUGUACUGUAAUAUGUAUUUCCCAUUCAUGUACAUAUUGUUUUGUACACACCAGGAGUCCUGACACAUAAAGACCUUUCUCCCAGAUGCAGAAACCACAAACAUGUAUUUAAAAAUGAAUACGUAACCAAAUUCUUUAAUAUCUGAAUACAGUAUAUAUUCUAACCAACGCGUCAGGAAAACAAAGCUAUUUCUCAGCUUUAUGUUUGUCCCCUCCUUCACCUUAAACGUCACUAGAUGAACUAUAUCCUGUAAGUGACAGGUGCACUGAGGAGGCAACAGGUGGGCGCGCUAAUACUUCCCUUCUGUGAUGUUAAUACCGACGGUGCUCGCCCUGCUCCUUCAGCCUUUAAUCUCUUCUGUCCUGCGGUCAGCAAAGCCUCAACCUGCUGAUUUUUCUCCUGCCUGUGCGGGCGAAGCCAAGUGGCACCAGCUCUGGACUGAGUGAUUCGCAUCCCAGUGUGGAACAACCAGGUUUCACCACUCCGGUUAAAAUGCUGUGUUCUGCAUCCAGCUGGCUUUUCGUGAAUAUUUAACACGAAUAAAUAUUUACGUCAGUUUUUAAAUCCACUUUCAAUUAAUUGUCAGGUUCAAUGUAGAAAAUCAUUAAGAAAAUAAAUAACAGCAACUCUCGCUGUUUGUCACUCAACA